Molecule: messenger RNA, 2340 nt
Organism: Penaeus monodon (black tiger shrimp)
Lineage: Eukaryota; Metazoa; Arthropoda; Malacostraca; Decapoda; Penaeidae
Product: cilia- and flagella-associated protein 58-like
Cellular component (GO): cytoskeleton
Source: RefSeq, a predicted model, not a curated record
GUAUUUGGCUCAACGCGGAAAUGCGGCUGCGCUAGAUUCCUUGUCGAAACUCGCGUUGCCAUGGUUACCGCGACGCUAAACCAGCCGUGUGGGCAGACAUGUUCCCGUCCCUCUUAUGAAAGCGACGUAAUAUCGACGCAGAAGCAUUUCCGGGGUUUCAGUGAUAAAUCAUAGCGUUGCUUUAUUGGCAAAGAACAAAGGGAAGCCAUGACCGAGACGGGAGAAAAGGAGGAGGAGGCUCGCAGCGACGCCCCUGUGAGUGUCGCUACAUCGCAUGCGGAGGGAGAUGAAACCGUGACGGUCGAAGAGCUCGAGGAACAGCUGAAGGCGUCGCAGAAGGAGACGGCGAAGGCGCGGGAGGAGAUAUCGACUCUCCAACAGCAGUUGGCCACUUCCGUCCCGCGUGCUGAGGCUCUGCUUGCACGCAGGGAUCUGGAACGACGUAUCGAUACCCUCGUAAGGGACAACCAGGCGCUGACGGACAGCGUGGAGCAUGAGCAGCGGGAGAGGGAGUGGCUGGAGGGGGAGCUGAGGGCGCAGUACGAGGCCGCUGAGAGCUCCGAGCAGGAGAUGAUGAACCUGCAGACCUUCGUCAGGAACCUCCACUCGCUGGUGGAGGAAAAGACCAGAGUCAUCGAAGUCCAGAAGGAUGAACGAGAAGCAAUAACGAAGCAGCUGGAGGAGGGGAAGGAGGAAGUUCUGCGGCUGCGUAAGGAGGCGGAAGGGCGCAUGAGGACCCUGGCACGGUUGGAGUCUCUGUAUAAGGAUUCUUCCAGUCUGGCGAAGACGCGGGAGGAGGAAGUGACCCGCCUGCAGAAGGAGACGUCGAUGGCCAAACGUCAGUACGAUCAGCUCGAGAAAACCGUUCGGCGUCAGGACCAGAACCGCGCUGACGUGGAGGGUCAGGUUCAGAAUCUCCGUGGUCAGCUGAAGGUAAUGGAGAAGCAGGCGCUGACGGAGGGGCGGCAGCUGCAGAAGGUAACUAGAAAGAUCGAGAAGAUCAAGCGAGAGCGAGAUGUCCUUCACCGAACCUAUGUCAAGACUCUAGGUACCGUCCAGAAGCACGCAGGUUUGGUCCACAUCCGGGAACUCGAGAGACAGAACGCCGAGCGGGAAUUGGCACGAAUCAGGAGGGACCUCGGGAAGCAAGACGCUCUCAUCACUGCUCUGCAACAUGCUAGGGACAGACAGGUGGAGGAGACGGCCCGCGUGGAGUCGCGCGUGGUGGACUUGGCUGCCGAGGUGGAGGCCCGAGGCCGCGAGGUGCAGAGGAGUCUCCACACGCAGGCGAUCACCCGGGCGCACCUGCAGCAGGCCACCACGCUGUCAGAGGCCCUCAAGACGGACAACUUCAUCCUCGGCAGGCAGCUCAGGAAUGUGCAGACGGAUAAAGAGGAGGUUGUCGAGGAAUCCCGCAAGGCCGGCUACCAGGUCAAGAAACUCCAGCAGAACCUCAACAACCGCGACAUCGACAUACAAAAGCUUUCGUCAGAAAUCGGUAAGUUGGAGCGAGACAAAGACCAGCUGCGAACGGCGGAGAAAAAGGCGAAGGAUGUGGCUGACGAGCGCCAUAGGACUAUCCAGUACGCUGAAGGAGAGAAGCUCGGCCUUACCAGAAUCCUGCACGACCAGGAGGAAACCGUCAAAACCCUAAAUAAGGAUCUCGAGGAGGAGCGAGAGCGACGCGGCGUUGUGGAGACGCAGCUGGCCCGACGUAACGACGAGGUGAGGGGCCUGCGGGAACGUGUUCACUUGCUCGAGCACAUACUACACAAAGGGGAUAAGGAUUACGCGAAUAGACUGAAGGACGUCAACACACUCACCAUCGAGGUCACGGCACUCAGAGACCAGAGAGAGGUGUUGUCCCGCCACGUCAAGCUGGUGGAGUCCCUGAAGGUGGAGCUGGUGCGCCUCCAGAGGGAACUGAUCACGUCGCAGAACAAGAGAGCUGUGAUCGAGGAAGAGGUGGUGCGGCGGGAGAAAGCCCAUCGGUGGACGACGCUCAAGGCCUCCGACCCCGGCACCUACGACCUGCUGCGGAAGAACCAACUCCUUCAGAAGCGUCUCGUGGCUGCAACGCAAAGGGCGGCGGCGAGCGAGACGGAGGUGGCUCACAAGGAACGCGAAGUCGAAGAACUCAGGCGGAUGUUAGAGCGUACGAGCGUGCAGCACCCUGACGUCGGCGCCACCAGGUCGCAGCUCAUUCAUCAGCUUCGCGCCAAGGACGAUCAGAUAAAGAGCGUGACGGCUGCAUUGAACACGGCGGUGCUGGCGCAGGAGGAGGCCGAGCAGGAUCGGCGUCAGCUGAAAGAGCAACUGGCCGCCGCAAGGCGCAGGCUG